AUGGAAGGCGCCCUCGCUCCCGCUCGCCUCGUACGGACAACAGUCGCCGCAGGCACCCGACACCUUCGCCAGUCCCUCCGAACCCGACCACCUUUUGCUGGUACCAUUGGUCGUUCGGGGUACACGCUCGCGGCGUCCGCGUCUGCUCAAUCUCCCUGCCGCCUCUUUUACGUGUUGGACUUGAUUUCCCGGAAACGCUUUCUUGUCGACACCGGGGCUCAGGUCAGCAUACUACCGGCAACUUCUUCGGAAAAGCGCAGACCACCUACGUAUCACCUCGUUGCCGUAAACAACACCGGCAUUCCCGUAUUCGGAGAGCGAUCCCUCACGCUUGACAUCGGCCUCCGCCGUACUUUCCCGUGGAUUUUCAAAGUGGCGGCCACCGAUCAAGCCAUUAUCGGAGUCGACUUUCUUGAACAUUUCGGCCUGCUUGUCGACCUCCGGCACCACGUUCUUCUUGACCACGGCACCAAGCUCCGCGUUGCGGGCAUCGCCUCGUCUCCCACACCGCAGCUCGCCACAACCACUCUUGCGGCGCUACAAUCUCCUUACGCCGCCCUGCUUGGCGAAUUUCGUUCACUGUGCUUACCACCAGACUGGACUAAGCCCGUCAAUCACUCCGUCCUCCACUACAUUUUCCCCUCAGGUCCGCCGGUGCAUUUCAAGCCCCGACGACUCUCUCCUGAUCAACAGAAGGUAGCCCGCAGUGAAUUUGAGCACAUGCUCGCCAUUGGAAUCGUCCGCACCUCCUCUAGUGACUGGGAAACGCCUCUUCACAUGGUCCCCUAA
Messenger RNA from Ornithodoros turicata, 789 nucleotides. RefSeq lists its product as uncharacterized. The record is from RefSeq and is a predicted model, not a curated record. Gene Ontology annotation, biological process: proteolysis. Gene Ontology annotation, molecular function: aspartic-type endopeptidase activity. Bases 1 to 789 code for a protein of 262 amino acids. NCBI's taxonomy places the organism in Eukaryota, Metazoa, Arthropoda, Arachnida, Ixodida, Argasidae. The transcript has 2 exons.